Messenger RNA from Gongylonema pulchrum, 744 nucleotides. NCBI's taxonomy places the organism in Eukaryota, Metazoa, Nematoda, Chromadorea, Rhabditida, Gongylonematidae. The record is from the annotation of a GenBank genome assembly.
AUGCAGCUGUUGGUGAUAACACGCUGUCGGCUAGGCAAAUGCCUGUCAAAGAAGGCGGCAACACUUGUUGUUCAACAGUGGCCGAUCCAGAAAGAACGUGGAAUGAAGAGAAAGGAUCGAAAUCUUGAAGAUUCUCGGCAAAGAUCGUUAUCUACAAUGGCUGAAGGUAUGAUUCUUGCUGGCAUGAAACGUUUUUUGGAGAGCAGCAUCUCAUCAGCAUUACAAUUAAGCAGGAAAAGAAGUGGACGUGCAGUGGAUUUACUCCUGAACGAUACUACAACCAAUUUACGGAUGCGUAAUAUUGAUGCGAUUGCGAUGACAUUCGUGACGUCCACAGCAUUUCUUCAGAAAAAGAAGGCGCUUUACUGUGUUAGCCUGAACGCAACACACGCCGAAUGGUCAGAGGUCACUCUGCACCCAGUUUUCUUUCCCGCAGCGUCAAUUUGCAAGUGGAAGCAGUACACGGCAAGCUGUGCUGUUGUGCAACAGCCAGUCGAAUUUGCACUGUCAACCUUGCAAGAGACUGUUCAUUUCCACACCAUAACAUUUAAAGAGCCAGCCCAUGGGCGAUAUGAUGUCGUGGCUUGCUUCGCUCCGAUCAAUUAUGCUCAAAAUUGGCAAUUGCUGCUAGCAGGUCUUGAAAUUCGACGAACUUUUGGCGUUGCAUUACAAAUACUUUAUGUCGAAAGCAUCGAAUUCAGCCUGAUGAACAUCUUGAAGGUUUGUUUUCAAAAAAUAAAGUAA